AUGGAUUCUGGCUAUGGAAGAAGUGUAUCAGGCAAUGAACAGACCUCAAACUCUCGAAUGGGCAAGAAGCCGUGCCAUCGACACUCAACACAACAAAUACAGCAGCUUGAAGCGUUCUUUAAGGAAUGCCCACAUCCAGAUGAAAAUCAGAGGCAACAAUUGAGCAGGGAACUAUCGCUUGAUCCAAAAAAGAUAAUGUUUUGGUUUCAAAAUAAAAGAACUCAGGCGAAGGUUCAACGAGAGAGAACAAAUGGUAGCACCCUUCGAUCUGAAAAUGAAAGAAUGCACUGUGAGAAUUUAGCAAUGAAAGAGGCUCUGAAUAACAUUAUCUGCCCGACUUGUGAUGGUCUACGUCCCAGAGAAGAAGAAAGGCAAUGUAAUAUUCAGAAAUUGAGAAUGGAAAAUGCCUUGUUGAAAAAAGAGCGCGAACGAAUGCUUAACUCAUAUUCCAGCAUGAAGGGAAAAUUGCCAGCUUUUUUACAAAUGGAAUCUCUUGGUAUUGGAUCUUCAUUAAGUGUUCCUAGAAAACAUUUUUUUGGUCAAGGGACGGGAUGCCCUCCCCUUGAUACUGAACAAAUUCCACGGAGUUCACUAAAUAUCCCCUCACAGUUUCAAUUGAGGGAAAUACAGGAGAUGGAGAAGUCAAUCAUUAUUGGAACCGCUGCUGCUGCCAUGGAUGAAUUGGUGCAACUUCUAAAAAUAAAAGAACCUGCAUGGAUCAAGUCCCCAACUGAUGGGAGAUAUUUAAUUAAUCGAAAUAGCCAUGACAUGCUUUUUCCCAAGGCAAAUUAUUUUAAAGCCUCUAGUGCCCGGAUUGAGUCAUCCAAAGAUUCAGCAGUUGUGGCAAUGGCUACGACAAACUUGAUUGAGAUGCUUCUUGAUCCGAAUAAAUGGAAAGACAUGUUUCCUACUAUUGUCACUAAUGCUAGGACCAUAGAAGUAAUUGAUUCAGGAAGAUUGGAUGGAACUUUGUACUUGAUGUAUGAAAAAAUGCACAUUCUAUCACCUCUUGUGGUACCGCGAGAAUUCUUUUUCAUUCGCUACUUUCGACAACUUAAUUCAAACAUGUGGAUAAUGGCUGAUGUAUCGUAUGAUUUCAUCAAAGAGAUACAAGAUGCUUCCUCUUCCCCGUCUUGGAAACUUCCAUCAGGAUGUAUGAUAGAAGAUAUGUCAAAUGGAAAAUCAAUGGUUACAUGGAUCGAACAUGUUCAGGUCUAUGAUAAAUUCUUAACUCAUCGUCUCUAUAGAGACUUAAUAUGUGGCUGUCAAGCAUACGGAGCCAAAAGGUGGAUUGCUAGUUUACAAAGGAUGUGUGAGAGAUUCACAUUCUCAAUGAAACUAACUAAUAUACCUUGGCACGAACUUGAAGAAGUGACUUACUCAGCUGAAGGCCGGAGAAAUUUAAUGAAACUUUCUCACCGAAUGAUGAAGGAUUUUUUUGAAAUGUUGAGCAUGUCGAACAAUCUAGCUUUUUCCCACAUUUCAGAAUUGAAUAAUAGUGGGGUUCGAGUCUCGCUUAGACAAAGCAGUGGUCUAGGCCAACCAAAUGGCUUGAUCGUCAGUGCAGCCACCUCUCUAUGGCUUCCCCUAUCACCAGAGAAUCUCUUUAACUUCUUCAAAGAUGAUAAAAAGAGAGCUGAGUGGGAUGUUUUAUCCAAUGGAAGUCCUGUUAGUGAGAUUGCACACGUCUCAACUGGAACACAUUCUGGAAAUUGUAUCUCUAUCAUCAAGCCAUAUGUACCCAGUGAGAAGAACCUGCUGAUGCUCCAAGAGAGUAGCAUUGACUCCCUAGGAGCAAUUAUAAUCUAUGCCCCAAUGGAGUUACAAUCCAUCACCUCAGCUGUUAAUGGUGAAGCCACUUCGAUAAUUCCUAUACUUCCAUCUGGAUAUAUAAUCUCAAGUGAUGGCCACCUUGAUCAUAAUGGAACUGGAGCGUCAAGCAGCACAAACACGAGUAACUCCAGUGGUUCACUCUUGACAGUGGCUUUUCAAAUACUACAGGGUUGCAAUACACUUUCAGAGCAACAAAUAAUGGAGUCAGUGGCCACUGUUGACUCUCUUAUAAGUUCCACAGUUCAAAAAAUUAAAGAUGCUAUUGAAUGCUCCGAAUUAAUUUGA
This is a messenger RNA of Fraxinus pennsylvanica, 2118 nucleotides long. The record is from the annotation of a GenBank genome assembly. NCBI's taxonomy places the organism in Eukaryota, Viridiplantae, Streptophyta, Magnoliopsida, Lamiales, Oleaceae.